ACGCGAUAUUUUUUUUUUUCAAUUUAUAAUAUUUUGGUGCAUGAAGAAUGAAGUAGAAAAUAUAUAAUGAAAACAUAAAUAAAUAUACAUUGUGAUGUAGGAACAUUUAUGAUCAAAAAGAGCUAAACCGGAUAAACCUAUUAUCAAAAUGACGGAUUCAAGUUCGUUCACGUCUCUGCUAGAGUUGGUGGACAGCCACCUGUCCAAAACCAGCAUUCAAGGGCAAUCUGAGGGUGCCAGCCACAGCCUCAGUGACCACAUCCAAAUCCCACGGUUAGCCGGGCAGAUUGGUGUCCAGUCUGACACCAGAUUGACUCCACCCGGCCGGCGGAUCAACAUACCCACAUUCCAGUUAGGUUCUAGCCCCAUUGACAAUGUCCUCGCUCAACAAUUAUCAAACAUGCUCAAGGCCAAAGAGCUUAAACGCCAGCAGGAAGAGGAGCAGCAGCGACUAGUCGAAGAAACCCGCCGACUUAAACUAGAGGAGGACAAAUGCGUUAUAGAUCUAAUGCAAGCACUGCAGACACCGUACAAGCCUGAACCAAAGAAAGAAGUCAUAAGUACUGCCAGCUCUUUUGAAGACCUCUUUGAACACAACUUCAUUGAGGAAUGCCCUGAAGAAGUGCUGAUGAAAACCCCUGAGCCUCUACUGCCAUUAACAACAGACAUGUCAUACAUGCUUCGGCAAAAAGUAAAGAGAGGGAAAUGCUCACAAUUUGGUAAAGUUCUCACAUCCCGCUUAAAGCCUGUAGCUGCUCCUUACUUGCAUGAGAUGAUCGAGAGUGACAUUGUGCGUUUUAAAUUUGACACUCCAUCACCCUGUGACUUGAUAAAGGAGAAGCUACGCAAGCCGACAUCUUACAACACUUAUAACUUUAAUAUAUUUGACAUGAUAUAGGGAAGACAGAGACCAGCCAGGUUUGUUGUUUAGGAAUAAUCUGCAAGUGCAGGCCAGCUCAUGUCAUAUCGAGUCUUGUCUGCAGGAAUGCAACGCAUUCAAAAAAUCCGAGGGUGAUUGGACCAACGUACUAUGAACCU
Cydia strobilella is the source of this 1038-nucleotide messenger RNA. RefSeq lists its product as uncharacterized. The coding region runs from base 149 to 898 and encodes 249 amino acids. Lineage: Eukaryota; Metazoa; Arthropoda; Insecta; Lepidoptera; Tortricidae. The transcript is spliced from 2 exons. The record is from RefSeq and is a predicted model, not a curated record.